ACAGGGUCUGCGACUGCGCGACCAGGACUCGGUCUAGCGUCUCGCCCACCCUAAAUGAAGAAGAUUGAGGAACCAACCUCAUCCUUUUACUCAACUUCGUCGUUUUAAAGUAUAACGACACAGAGAGAUUUCCCAUUCGAGUCCAUCACUCCCAUGUCGAUGCUGAAUUCUCGGUUUUCUGUUCCACUUUUCAUCUCUUGCAUGUUCUUCACAUGCUUUCCAGGGUUGAUGUUAUGUGCAGUUGUGUCGCUGAGUUCAAUUGAGAUCUUUAGAACGCACGAGUGGCUAAAAGCCACUUCAACUGUUUAUUUCCUAUGCAAUGGGGAGAACAAGAUAGUGUUUCCAGAUGUCAAGAAAGCCCAUUUCCUUUAUGCUUUCAGCGGUGAAGAAUCUUGGCAGCCUUUAAGCAAUUUCUCAAGUGAAAAAUGCAAGCGGUGUGGAUUAUAUGAGGAGUACAGCAUUACUUCAGAUGAUGUAUUUGACGAAUGGGAGUUUUGCCCUUCUGAUUUUACCGCACCUGGUGGUGAAUAUAUUCAGUUCAAGGAAAAGGAAUUCAAUGCUACUUUUCUGUGCCCAGAGUGCUUAUCUCUUGCUGGUGUUUCUAGCUCUUCUGGUGAGCAUGAUGAUGGAAAAGGAAUGCAUUUUGCAGUUGUAAUUUCGUUAAGUGCUUUGAUCUCAACCAUACUGAUUCUUGGAGUGGUGGGUGCAUAUAAGUUCUGGCUAAAGAAGAGCAGGGAGCAGGACCAGGCUCGGUUUUUGAAGUUAUUUGAAGAUGGAGAUGACAUCGAGGAUGAACUGGGGCUUGGUAGGGUGAUAUGAUAUAAUCAAUGGCGGAGCCAGAAGAAUAUUUUAGUCCACGCCAAACAUCAAUUCUUGAAAAAAAAAAUCAGCCAAUGCCAACCAUUGAAGAAGUAUUU
Messenger RNA from Gastrolobium bilobum, 917 nucleotides. RefSeq lists its product as uncharacterized. The record is from RefSeq and is a predicted model, not a curated record. The coding region runs from base 154 to 819 and encodes 221 amino acids. NCBI's taxonomy places the organism in Eukaryota, Viridiplantae, Streptophyta, Magnoliopsida, Fabales, Fabaceae. The transcript is spliced from 4 exons.